Molecule: messenger RNA, 1295 nt
Organism: Pimephales promelas (fathead minnow)
Lineage: Eukaryota; Metazoa; Chordata; Actinopteri; Cypriniformes; Leuciscidae
Source: RefSeq, a predicted model, not a curated record
AACUGAGUCACGAGAGCUAAUCAAGGAAUAAAAACAAACCAGAGCCCGUCAGGAGUUAAGUCGAGUUCCUCGAGCUGAAGCGAGAUGGAGUCGAUGGGCUCUGAAGAUCCCGAGGGUUCUGCCGGGUCUGAGGUCCACACGGCGAUGCUGUGGAGCAUCCAGGAGGCGGUCCAGAGGCAGACUCUUCAGAUCGGGAUCUCUGCGUGCGGAGCCACGGCCCUGGUGGACGUCCUGCAGGCGCUCGGCAUCAUCGCGGUCGCCCCGGAGACGGUGAACUCCUGCGUGAGGACGAGUCUGAGGAGGAACACGGCGCCGCUGCACGACUACCUGCACUCGCGCAGCAACGCCGGGGCGACGCACCUGCAGCUGAUCGACGGGGCGCACCAGGCCAGCGCGGGGCUCGUCGUGGGCCGGUUCUUCGGGCUCUUUCCCCGCCGCAGGGUCAAGCUGGUGCCCUGGUUGGCCCGGUGGAUCCUGCGUGGAGCCGUUCCCGUCGCCACCAUGAACAUGCAGAAAGCCGUUCCCGAAGGAGAGGAGAUCCCCGACGCCUGGCACCACCAGCUCAUCUUCGGCGUGGGACCCAGAGCCGUGUUCAUGACCAACCCUCUGGAUGUGGUGAGUGAAGAGGAGGUUCAUGAGCGUCUUUGCAGCGAGUCUGUGCUGCUCAUUCGCCGGGAGGAUGUUCUGAAGAGACUGACACCAGAUGUUGACCUAUCACAGAUCUCAGAUCAGCAUCCCGACCUGCGCUGGAAGACAUUAAAUGUGGAGGGUCAGGUUAGAGAGAUGAUCAGGGAAGAAGAGCGGAAGGACGAAGAGCGGCCGAAGACGUCGCACCUGAUGAUCCCCGCGGCGUACAGCUCUGGAGUGACUCUCUUCGCUCUCCGAGACUCGGACGUCGGGCGAGAGCUCCUCCACACGCCGGAGCUGCCUCUGCUGUGAAUCUGCACUUCAGCUCACACUCCUCAAAUGCAGUUCAACUUGAGCCUUUACGCUCCUCAAACGCUUCUUUAUAGUGGAAAAAGGUUCUAGAUUAUUCAAAUGUUCUUUGCACUAAGAAAAAUAAGCUUAUUUGUGGAAUCAAAAAUGGUUCUUCUGUAAAAAUAAACUUUUGGAACCUGUAUUUUUAAGAGUGCAUGUUGAUUAUGAUGAAAUCUACAGCUGAUUAAGUUAUUAAGGAUCAAUAUCAUGUCUUUGGGAUUUUAAAUAGAUGUGUUUUGUGUUAACAAUAUUUUUUUUUUCAUGUUGUUUGAGCGUUUAUCAAAUAAAAAAGGCAAGAAAUGCACAUGUUAGUCCUA